CCUACCACAGCACACAGUCAACCGUACUGUGAUGAAUUUUAAUCCAUAUGGUGCCGCAAAUAUUCUGGACGGGAGCCAUCAUGGGAAGAAGAAGGUGCAGAUACGCAUGCGAGUUGGAAGCGGACGGUCAAUGCUGCAAGCCUUGGAGCGCUCCGAGGCAUUCAAAGAAAAGGAAGACAGCUACCAGGCAGGCGUGCAGGACAGCCGUUCUCAUGCACCAACUUUUCGACGCCGUUGCAGCUUGGCUCGGGUUCUCUGGCCACUGUAUCCACUACUAGACUACAUACUGAGUACUGUCCACCUGACACCUUUGCAGCUUUUGUGCCUCGAACGAUUCUCUGGGCUGGGUUGCUGCGCAGCGUUCCACCACCACCACCCUCCUGGGGCAUUGAGCAUAGCCACCAAACUGGCAAACCACCCGAUGAAAGCUGGACAGGCUGGUUGGACAAUGAUCGAAACACAUCGAACAAAGUCGAUGCCAUGGCUGCCCAGCUGGGGCAAAGGCUUGAAGAAGACGGUGGCGUGUCGAUGAAGUUCAUGACAGGGGCCCUAAGCAAAGUAAUCAAGGUAUCGAGGUAUCAGCGUAACCUAGCGUAAUCUAUUUCUAUUUUCGAGCCCC
Westerdykella ornata is the source of this 619-nucleotide messenger RNA. RefSeq lists its product as uncharacterized. Lineage: Eukaryota; Fungi; Ascomycota; Dothideomycetes; Pleosporales; Sporormiaceae. The transcript has a single exon. The coding region runs from base 32 to 532 and encodes 166 amino acids. The record is from RefSeq and is a predicted model, not a curated record.